UAUUCAUGCUUGACUGGAGACAGUACCACCACUGGCACCUCUCUUAGUCCACAACUCUGCAAUAGAGAUGUAACUCUUCACAAUUACAGGGAAGGAAUGCUGGAUUCCUGAGCCAUGUUGCCUAUUCCUUCCAUAAAGUACAUUUUGGUGGUCUUGUCUCUUAAAAGAAACAUUUGGAUUAUCAGGAGGUAAAGCCUCCUCAGAUAAUGCAUUUGUGGCUCUUCCUGUUACCCGGGCAGCCGUGUCUCCCUCAAGCAGAGUGCUCUGGUGUCCUCUGAUAUAAUGGAGGCACUGAAAUCUGAGAGUGUCAACCGCAGGAGCAGCACCAGCCGCCGAACGCCAUCCACACCCCAUGCAGGAGCCAGCCAGGACCUGGCAGCCACUAACCACCUGUUCCGAGCCCCAGACUGGAGGAGGAGGGCCGGGGAGUGGAGCCACUGGGGAGGCCUGGGGGAGGGCAGCAGGGAGAGUGGGCUUCCUCCGCACCGGCAGCAGACGGCCCGCACUCAGCAUGCCCGCAGACCAGCGAGCUGCAUUGAGGGGGCCAGAGGAAUGGACGGUUGGCUGCAGCAGCUGGAGGAGAUGCAGAGGAGACGCAGCUCGGCCGCUGGCGUCGGAGCUAGUCUUGGUGGCUAUUCCAGUGGCUCUGGUGUCCCUGUAGUGCCUCCUCUAUCGGACCGCACUGUGUCCAUGCCUGUACUUCCCGACCAACCGGCAGCGGGGCGCUUCAUUCGCCACACCGCCUCCCCAUCUUCGCUUUACAGUGAGGACUUGCUACUAAGCCUCACAGACAGCCUGAGUGCCACCCCGCUGGGCAGCGACGAGUCGCUCUGGCCUCCGGAUGGAGCUGGCAGCAGUGAGACAGUUAGCAUCAGAGAGACACCCAGGGCCGAGUACACCAGCAUGAGCUCACUGACCGCAGUCAAGAUCGGCUGGCUUCCCAUCCAGAGGAGGCUAGUGGUGGAGAAUGCCACUAGCCACACCCAUCAACCUCAUACAGCUACCCAGAGUGCCCCAUGCCAGGUGAAGAUGAAGCCUCCUAUAACACCUGUCUUCACUAAAAGUGUGGUCAAGCCAAACGGCUUCGGACACCUGGAUGGAGCAGCAGAGAGGUGUCCGGCCACCGCCCCUGUCAAGACGUGUGUGCCGCCAGGACCGACCGCUGCCACUUCCUCCUCAGGCCUUCUUGUUCAGUCUGCCAGCAGGGAGCAGCGUGCUCCAGUGGAGAGAGACGCCGGCAGCCCCCAGCCCUGGCGCCUUCCCUGGAGGGCCUGGCCAGAGGGCAGAGAGGCCCCCGCGUGGGUGGACUCUUCUGGAAGACCCACUCUGCCCAGGAGCAGCUGCACACCGCCCCCCUCCGAGACACCGCGGCCGGCUCUCCACAACAACCCCGCCAGGGCCAAGCCGGGCUUCUCCUCCAUCACCAUCACGUCCAGGAAGGUGACUCGCUCCGCUAGCCUCCCCGAGUCAGGCGCCUCGUCGAGUCCGGAGCGGCCGCGGUCGGCCAGCCCAGCGGGCAGCAUGAGCCGGACCGCUGGUUGUGCCGCCAUCCCCCUCAGACGCAGGGCUGUGGUGGUGAAGAUGACAGACAGCAGGGUGACCACCUCGUCCACCACCACAGGCCAGGGUGCUGGGCUACAGCGCAGCCCACAGACAGCCUUUAGUGCUGCACGUAGUGCAGUGGAUCCCAGAGAGGCUUACGGUGGGGAACCGGUGGUCCUCCGGAGGAAAGCCACCAUUGUGAAAGUGACGGAAGAGAGCGAGAGCUACAGACUCCGUCCGGUGCCAGGUGAAGGUCAGAAGGCCAGGAGGUCAGAGGUCAGGUACAGUUACACCGAGGGGCUGCAGCCCAUGCGCUACACCUCAGAUCCCCCAAGCCUCGCUUGGGGGGGAGCAGUGGGCGAGAGGAAUGUCCCUAAACUUCAUCGUUCCACUCUCUCCCUCCACGUCACGACUGCCCCCUGCACUGACACCCCAGGAGGUGAGCGUGUGGAUGCUGGCAGGUCCUCCGGGUCGAGGAGACCGGUGAGUUUCCAUGCAGGCAUAUUUUCCCAUUCCCAGCCUGCCUUGGAGUCCUUCUCGGAUCUCCUGCCUCGCGGGGAGAGACCAGGGCUUCCCGGAAAGACGGAUAUGGCGCCGUCCCACCUCACUUCAAGCAAGGUAUCCCCACCCGCGGGGCCUGUGAGAAGGGACGCCGGACACCCAGAGGCAAGGACUCUCCGACGAGCACAGGAGCUGACGCAGGGAAAGCCUCUGCCUGGGGCUACCUACGGGAGCCUGCCGCCACCCACACUCAUCAACAGCAGCGACUCCUCGCUGACCCCUGACACCAUCCUGGCCCACAAUGCAGCCGCCAUCAUCGCUAACAUCAAACUUCAGAGACAGCACAGUAAAAAGAAGACGUCUAGCGACAGCUCUGAGCCUGGGCCCCAGACAGGCCCCUCCAGAAGAGAGGCAGUGGAAGAUGCCGGGAAUCCUGGGAAUCCUCAGCGGCAUGAGCGUAACGAAGUGAGACAAGACAGCACAAGAGAGGGACUGCUGAGGCGUCCUUACGCUGAAUUUGUCCCUCUCUCUCUUGGUGUCACUCAGGAAGCUUCAAGUCUCAGAGAGGCCCUGCGGCUCCACAGGCCUAGCUUCAUCAGCCGCUCCGAGGCCCGAGUGCAGGAGCUCCAGAGCAGAGCCCAGCAGAGGAGGCAGCAGCAGCAGCAGGACAGGGCCCUCCCCAGCACUCAGCUGCCCCCACACGCCAACCACACCAGGGCAGCCCACACCAGGACAAACCCCCACAGCGAUAACCUUUUCAAAUCCAGAGAUAGAGCCGUUACGGGGAGGGAGACACAGCACAGGUCCCGGCGGAGCCACGUGGGCCAGUCGGAGAUGAAGCGCAGGAGGGAGGAGGAGAAAAGGAAGAGUGUGUCGCUGACCAACAGGCUACGGGUGGACAUCUUUAAAAAGAAACUGCUGGAUCAACUCCUCCACAGAGGCACUGACUGAGGAUCCACCAAAGACCAGAGCUCCUUCACCUUCUUCCCUCGGACCUCUCCUUGGAAACAUCUGGAAUCCUCGUCACCCACGCCAGCAGCUGCACCUCCAGUGGCUCCCUCAUGCUAUAUGCACAAUACCCCACUCCACAGACAGUAUCACGGAGGAGGGGGACAAAUGGUUUGACGUGAACAGGGGUUGCCUAGAGGAACCAGCCAGUGCCUUGGAGAUGGUUGUGAAGACACAGACAUGUCCUUCAUGCUGAUAAUAUGAUGUUCUCUAUGGCUCUGGAGAAGCUUUACCUGGGUGUCUGUUCUAGGGUGCAAAUGAAUGUGCUAGAGACCUUCUAUAAUGUGAACACAUCAUCUCAAUUGAAUGAGGAACAUGUUCUUGGACUGGCCAUAAAACAUAAUAUGAUCAUAAUAAUAUAAUAUAAAUUCAAAUGCAGCAUAGCUAAUGCGAUCAAGUCAUGUUACUUAACGCUGCUGUGCCGCAGUGUGUGUCCUUUGUGUGUAACCCAAUUUAUAUGUGUGAUGUCAUAUCCAUAAGGACCACACAGGAUCUCUGCAUUCUGAACUGAAUUCAAAGUGUCAUUAAAUUGACAUCUCUCUGCUGUCCUGCUACACGGGUGAGAUUCAUAUGUGAUAAAGACAA
This is a messenger RNA of Alosa sapidissima (American shad), 3636 nucleotides long. It is a transcript of the gene c24h10orf90, whose product is annotated as chromosome 24 C10orf90 homolog. The transcript has 11 exons. The record is from RefSeq and is a predicted model, not a curated record. Gene Ontology annotation, cellular component: centrosome; cytosol; centriole. NCBI's taxonomy places the organism in Eukaryota, Metazoa, Chordata, Actinopteri, Clupeiformes, Clupeidae. Gene Ontology annotation, biological process: regulation of centriole replication. Bases 283 to 2994 code for a protein of 903 amino acids.